AUGCUGUAUGAUUGGGCGCAGGCUUCACGCAACGGAGAACGAGGAAAAGUUGGAAUGUCGCGCAUUGCGAUCACUAAUUACUUUGUGAACACCAACGUGACAGCGCUACAAGCACCUGAGUUGGAGCUUCUCUUCGAAAGAAUAGGAGAAGACGCCAUGUUUCAUCUUUUGACAGAGACCUCUGUCUUCGUCUCUCUGCCGAACGAAUGCCUGUGCCAAUUGAUAGGGGACCCGAUCAUCCACAUGAAGACGCCGAAACUACCACCCAUAGUGAGCGGCGUAGUUAAGGAUGACAUGGGCGUACGGGCAUAUGCAGACAUCCCCUGCGAACGCGUUCCUAAGAGGAAACCGACCGAACUCCAUCCAGACUCGAGACCGCUGAAACGGUUGAAGAGUCUCGCUAGCCUCGGUUCGUUUUCUUCGACCACACCCACAACAGAACACAAGACACGAACGCCGCCUCAAAAGCGAACACCCGCUGACAUAUCACUCCACUCGGUUUACCUUGCAAACGUCAGCGACAGUUUCUGUUCUACUGCCUGCGGUGCUCAUCCGGUGCUAUAUGAUGUAGAUAUCCUGAAUCGCAUUAUGCCGUCGUAUCACGGAAAAUCUAUGGUCCAACCAAGCGAAUGGGUAGAUCCUGACCCGCGGAAGCAAGCUGAGGAUGCCAGGCAUCUGGCUAAAUAUGUCUUUCCGCGACAGUUUGGGUUGUCGAGUCCUUUUAUUGCGCCUCGCCAACAGUUCGAAACUCAGCAUCUGCCAGAUUACUCUGACAGAGAAGAGGAAAUCAAACGACAUGGGCCUUGCAAGACUCCUAAGAGAUUGCGGUCAAUCUUGAGCAUCCUCGACAAGUUGAUCUGGCGGCACGGGAAGUGCGGUUACAAAGCACUGCUUGAACAUGCGUGCCCAUCCAAGGUGCUCAAAAGUGAACGCAAGGAACCUUUAGAUCGCAGUGUGAUAUUGGAAAUGAUGUCAGAGUAUUCCAUACAGCUUCGCUCGCAACCAUCGUUGGCAGAUGCCAAUGCUUCUGUGGAUUCUUCAGGCCGCACCAUCGUGCCACAUGGUCUCUCUCAAGCUCAGAGGCAUACAAAGCACAAGCCACGCUUCGCGGAGUUCACUUGCAGUUUCUCAGAGGUGUAUCGCUAUGUAGCACUGAUCACCGAUGCCGUCAUUCCCAAAGAACUUUGGGGUUGUGACAAGAAUCGUAAGCAGGUUUUGCAGCACGUGAAGACGUUCAUUUCCAGUCGGCGAUACGAGACCACUACUUUGCAUAACAUCCUCCAGGGUUUCAGCCUAUCUGAGUGUGAUUGGCUCACACCCGGUGGCUCGCAGAAACAGCUGGCACAACCAAGAGUGUCCGUGACGGACGCUUUAAAACGGCGAGAGCUACUCGAAGAAUUCAUCUUCUGGUAUUUCGACUCUUUCGUCCUGCCAUUACUCAGGACUACUUUCUACGUUACAGACUCGUCUGCGCUCCGUAGACGAGUGCUGUAUUUUCGUCAAGAUGAUUGGUCGGUUCUGUGUGCACCUCUUAUAGAGAAGCUGAGCUCUGACACGUUCCAGAAACUUGAGCAGCAUGAUGCAGAGGAAAUUCUGCGUCAGCGCAGACUCGGAUACUCCUUCGUCCGUCUGCUACCCAAAGAAACUGGUGUACGACCCAUUGUAAAUCUACGCCGGAGGAAGACCAAUGGGAGGGGUCCGUACGAUCGUCCGGAGCCGUCGAUCAACCAGGUUCUACAGGCUGCAUUCCAAAUUUUGACUUACGAGAAGGAAAAUCAAGCGAAGCUCUUAGGAGCAUCCGUCUUCGGAUCGAAUGAGAUAUACGCGAAACUGAAGGCAUUCAAAUCGCAUCUGACAAACAAUGGCAAGAUCAAGACUCUCCCGAAGCUCUACUUCGUCAAGGUCGAUGUUCAAGCGUGCUUCGAUACAAUUGAUCAGACGAGGUUGAUCGGGAUUCUCAAACAGUUGAUAUCGGAAGAUACAUAUAUGAUACAACGAUUCGGACAGGUCAGUUGUGCUAGCGGGAAAGUGAAACGCAAGUACAUGAAGAAGGCUCGAUCGGAAGAUGAUCACCCGCAUUUCUUGGACUACGCAGCGCAACUCGCAGGUGCUCUCCGGAACACCAUUUUUGUGGACCAGGUAGUAUAUCCAUUCGCCAAUAAGGAAGAGGUCAUCAACCUACUGGAAGAGCACAUCACGGAGAACAUCGUGAAGAUUGGACAAGAGUAUUAUCGCCAAGUUGUUGGUAUUCCUCAGGGCUCUGUACUGUCGGCCUUACUGUGCUCGUUCUUCUACGGUGAUUUGGAACGUCGACACUUGAAGUUCACUGAGGACCCACAAAGCUUAUUACUCAGAUUGAUUGAUGAUUACCUCUUGAUUACCACCAGCCUUCCUCGGGCGAGGAAAUUCCUUGACACCAUGACAGAAGGCCAUCCCGAUUACGGAUGUUUCAUAUCCAGAGACAAGACGUUGACGAAUUUUGACCAUGGGGCCCUCAUGAACGUGACUGAGCCUCACCGGAAGAGUUUCCCCUGGUGCGGAUACUUGAUCAAUAUGACAAACUUGUCUGUGUCCGGCGACUACUCUCGUUACCAUGAGACAUAUCUGCAAGACUCCCUUACCGUGGACAUUGGACGUCGUCCCGGUGUCGCCUUCGUUCACAAGAUGCUGCAGUUGGCGAAAUAUAGGAGCCACAUCCUCUUCUGCGAUGCAGAGCUCAACUCGGAGCACACGAUCUACUUGAAUAUAUAUCAGAAUUUCAUGCUGUCGGCGAUGAAAAUGCAUCAUUACCUUCGUCAGUGGGGUCUGGAUGUCCAAAAGAGUUCCGUUUUCAUUCGAAACACUGUUCGGCAGGUGAUACGGUACACAUUUGCCACAAUACGGAAUAAGGCCUCGAACAGAUUGGCCACAAUACAUGGCGGUCGAUGCGACGUACAAGAAGCACAGGUGCUAUGGCUGGGCACUCAUGCUUUCUACACUGUGCUGUCAUGCAAACCGCGGAUCUACUCGCAACUUCUAGGCAAACUCAAGUUUGAAUUGGCUCUUCCUCGCUACCGCAGGCUGAGAAAGCAGUUCUGUCCAGUGGCACUUUACGGUCGCGAUUCGGGGCCUAGUCGCGCUGGGCGAUCGCGGCGCGCAAAUGCACGUUGGCCGGCCUUAUAUCGAGACCUCGGACGACGUGGGUUGAGCACGACCAAGAUGUCUUCCGAGUCAAGUUCGUUCUACAAUUUGAAAGCUGACCUUCCUGGGGACAAGUCGUACGACUUCAACCAGUUGAGGGGGAAGGUCGUGUUGAUUGUCAAUGUAGCCUCCAAGUGUGGAUUUACCCCCCAAUAUAAAGGUCUUCAGGCGCUUUAUGACAAGUACAAGGACAGAGAUUUUAUUAUCUUGGGCUUCCCUUGCAAUCAGUUUGGCUCCCAAGAACCGGGACAGGAUGCCGAGAUAUCUGAGUUUUGCCAACUCAACCACGGCGUGAACUUCCCCCUCAUGAAGAAGUCGGAUGUGAACGGCGAUCACACCAACGAGGUGUAUAAGUGGUUGAAGAACGAGAAGGCUGGCUUGCUUGGUUUGACGCGAAUCAAGUGGAACUUCGAGAAAUUCCUCGUCGACAGGAACGGUCAAGUCGUCGGGCGUUGGGCUUCAGUUACAACCCCCGAACACCUCGACGCUGAAGUCAGUAAACUCCUGUAA
Sparassis crispa is the source of this 3690-nucleotide messenger RNA. RefSeq names its product Telomerase reverse transcriptase. The record is from RefSeq and is a predicted model, not a curated record. Gene Ontology annotation, molecular function: telomerase RNA binding; telomeric repeat DNA binding; glutathione peroxidase activity. The coding region runs from base 1 to 3690 and encodes 1229 amino acids. Gene Ontology annotation, biological process: response to oxidative stress; telomere maintenance via telomerase. Gene Ontology annotation, cellular component: telomerase catalytic core complex. NCBI's taxonomy places the organism in Eukaryota, Fungi, Basidiomycota, Agaricomycetes, Polyporales, Sparassidaceae. The transcript is spliced from 31 exons.